This is a messenger RNA of Emiliania huxleyi CCMP1516, 1062 nucleotides long. RefSeq lists its product as hypothetical. NCBI's taxonomy places the organism in Eukaryota, Haptophyta, Isochrysidales, Noelaerhabdaceae. The transcript has 5 exons. The record is from RefSeq and is a predicted model, not a curated record. The coding region runs from base 1 to 1062 and encodes 353 amino acids. Gene Ontology annotation, molecular function: ATP binding; nucleic acid binding.
AUGAGGUGGCGCGACUUCGUGCGGCCCGCGCUCGCGAAGGCGGUACGAGCGCGGCUCUCGGUGCUCGAGCCCAACGCCAUGCAGUGCGAGGCGCUUCGGCCGGCCAUGCGCGGCGAGGCGCGAGACCUGCUGCUCGUGGCGCAAACGGGCUCCGGCAAGACGCUUGCCCUCCUCUUGCCGCUGCUCGAGAGCGUGACUCGAGCUGUGGAGCAGAGGCCUUCCGCCGCCUGCACGGCGCUGCUGCUCGCGCCGAGCGAUGUGCUCGUCGAGCAGCAUGCUGCGACAGCGCGAACCCUCCUGGCCGGCCUGGAUCCUCCGGUCGAGCUCGACUGCGACACUGGCGCUUCGCUGACUGGCGUCGGCGGCCUGCUGGAGGAUGCGUCGCGCGUCCCUUCGCUCCUGGUCGCGACAGCUGCUGGGGCGCGCCGUCGCCUCGAAGCGUCGGGUGGCGCUGGGCGUGAGUGGGCGGCGCGGCUAGCAGCGGUUGCCAUCGACGAGGCGGACGCCGUCCUGUGCGGACGGCCGCACGACACUGCCCUGCGGCCGGACGCCGACGCCCUCCUCGACGCUCUCCCCGCCGGCACACAGCACCUCCUCGCCACGGCCUUCCUCACCUCGGAGCACGAGGUCGCGCUCACGCGCCGCUUCCGCCGCGCCGUGCGCGUCAGCGAGCACUCCACCGCCGGCCAGCGAGGGGUGAUGGGGCGCCUCGUGGCGGAGAUGCCGCAGCUCCGCGCCGCGCUGUUGUGUGAGGGGGCGGCGGCCCCCGAGGGAAGCGCGGAGGCCGUGGCUCGCUUCGCCUCUGGUGAGGCGCGGGCACUCGUGUGCACUGCGGCGGCGGCACGAGGACUCGACUUCCCGCGGUUGCGGCAUGUCUUGCUCUUCGAUAUGCCCAAGGACGUCGCUGGUUUUGUGCACUCCGCGGGUCGCACGGCGCGCCGAGGAAAGGAGGGGCUCGUCACUUGCUUAGUCGAGUCGGGCGCUGAGGUUGGUCGCUUCCGCCAGCUGCACGCGCUCCUACCUGCACGUGCGCUUGAAUUCUCUGCAGCGCCGGCCAGCUGA